AUGUCGGCAGCGGUGGACCUGGUGCGCAGGCUGAGCACGACUCUCUCGCAGUUCUCGCAGAAGAAGAGAGAGAAUUGGACGGGCAGGUUUGAUUUCCUGCUGUCGUGCAUCGGGUACGCGGUCGGUCUGGGGACCAUCUGGCGGUUUCCUUACGUCUGCUACCGAAAUGGUGGAGGUGCCUUCUUGAUCCCUUACGUGAUAUACAUGAUCCUGCUUGGCAUGCCUCUUGUCAUUCUGGAGAUGGGAUUUGGUCAGUUCGCCAGCCUCAGCCCGAUCAGCAUCUGGAAGAUAUCACCCCUCUUCAAAGGCGUAGGUGUGGGCAUGGUGGUCAUUUCAGCGCUCACCUGCAUUUAUUACAACGUCAUCAUCGCUUGGACGCUCUUUUACUUCAGUCAAUCAUUCCGCUGGGAGUUACCGUGGAAGUCCUGCAACAAUCCCUGGAACACCCCCCUCUGCUUCACCAGGGUGGCCGAUAAUGCCUCCGAUUUGAAUGCAACACUCACUAAGAGACUUCUUAUUGCCUCCAGUACCAACGGAACAAAGUGGAAAACUGCCAGUGAAGAAUUUUGGAGUCACAGAGUUUUGAAAAUGUCUGCCGGCAUCGACCAGCCUGGUUCGCCGGACUGGGAACUCCUCAUCUGCCUCGUCGUGGCCUGGCUCUUCAUCUUCCUCUGCCUCUCCAAAGGGAUCAAAUCUUCAGGAAAGGUAGUGUACGUGACAGCCACCUUACCUUACGUGCUUCUGCUUAUUUUCAUCAUUAAAGGCCUGACCAUGGACGGAGCGAUAGAUGGCAUCAAAUUUUAUCUCCUGCCAAAAUGGAGUAAGCUCAUGUCCUUCCAGCCCUGGUUGGAAGCAGCCCAGCAGAUGUUUUACAGCAUGGGAGCAGCUUGGGGUGCUUGGAUAACAAUGGCCAGUUACAACAAAUUCAAUAACAAUUUCUAUAGGGAUGCAGUGAUAGUAUCAUUGGUCGACACGUUAACAGCGUUUUUAUCUGGUUUUGUUAUCUUCUCAACACUGGGUUACAUGGCAAAACAAACGAAACUCGAUAUUUCAGAGGUCGUAGUCGAUGGGCCUGGCCUUGUAUUCAUCGUGAUGCCUGAAGCCAUCUCCAGCAUGCCUCUCUCUCCUUUCUGGGCUGUUUUGUUCUUCAUCUUCAUCUUUUUUGUCGGAGUCGAUAGUCAGUUUGGUAUGUUUGAAACGGUCCUGAGCAGCAUAUUUGACAUUUACCCGGCACUGACACGCAAGAAGUACAUCUUCACUGGCGUUCUCUGCUUUUUGGAGUUGAUCGUCGGUCUUGCGUGCAUCACUAAGGGAGGUAUAUAUGUAUUUCAAAUAAUGGAUUGGUACUGUUCUACGUUUUCUCUAAUGGUCCUCUCAUUGAUUGAAUGCCUCGCCAUCUCCUGGAUCUACGGUUCGACUCGUUUCUACCACGAUAUGCACAUGAUGCUCGGCCGGACCCCUUCAAAAUGGUGGGCUAUAUGUUGGAAAGCCAUCACCCCCACGCUUAUCACGUUCAUCUUCAUAACGAACAUCGUGACACACACUCCUGCGUCCUACGGUGAUUACACCUACCCAACAUGGGCCAUUAUCAUGGGGCUAUGUUUGGCUCUCAGUUCAAUUCUCGUUAUUCCUCUUAUGGCUAUCAUUGAGCUUUUUAAACAUAAGGGCUCUUUUGUUCAGAGAUUAAAGAAUGCCACCAAACCAACGCACGACUGGGGACCGGCUGAUAGAAUAAGAAAUGAAUCGUACAAGAGAAAGUUGUCAGGGAAAGUUGCAGCUGUGAUUGAAGUGAGCAAUGGCGAUGGCGACGUCGAAAGCGAUGGUGCCGUGCCAGUUCUCAAAAAUCUCUCUCCGAAAGAUGCUCUCUGAUUCAGAUGCAGCGUUCCUAUAAUCUUUCAUUCAUUCAUUCGUUCGUUCUUUCUUUAAUUUGUUCGUUCCUUUAUUUUCUUGACCGAUUUGUUUGAAAUUUGCUCACACUUCAUUUAUAUAAUAUAAUUUAUUUAACGUACGUGAUUCGUGCAAUUUGUACGUUUCGUGCAAUUUUUAGCCAUUUUUUACUCCUAAACAUUGCAGAAUUAAUAAUUCCUUCUUUUUUGUAUUAUUUUGGUUAUAUAGGUGAUUUAUUUUUGGUACGUGUAUUCAUUUGUAGGCAGGGAUACGCGUGUGUCUACGAACGAACUUUGCGGCUCUGUAUAUGUGUAAAUCAUGUUUCGUGUCAUUAUAUGGUUCUGCACUGGAUCAUUGCCAACAACCAACCCUAUACAAUACUUUUUUGACUGAAUUUUAGAUUAAUUUUCACUAUUUCGUUUGCCAAUUUUUAAAAAAUUGUUUUUUCUUCAUCCAAUUAAUUAGUAAAAUAACAUUUUUGUUAGAUUAAUGGAAUUAUUUCUUUGCAGUUUUUAUUCAAUUUAAAUGAAAUUUUAUUUGUUUAGAAUUGACAUUAUAAUUAUUUAACGGUUCGAAAUCAAUAAAUUUUAAAUAAAAGUUAGAACGAA
Helobdella robusta is the source of this 2495-nucleotide messenger RNA. RefSeq lists its product as hypothetical. Gene Ontology annotation, biological process: sodium ion transmembrane transport. Lineage: Eukaryota; Metazoa; Annelida; Clitellata; Rhynchobdellida; Glossiphoniidae. The coding region runs from base 1 to 1869 and encodes 622 amino acids. The transcript is spliced from 13 exons. The record is from RefSeq and is a predicted model, not a curated record. Gene Ontology annotation, cellular component: membrane.